UUUUGACUUGGACUGAUAAUGUGGUUAUAGUCAAUCCUUGACAAAUGAGUACUAAUAACAUUAACUUUAUUAAGUAUAUUAAGUUUUAUGUGUUUAAAGUAAUAUUAACUUCGUAUUAUGAUGAUAGUUAUAUAAAAAUAAAAUAAAAUGGGAAAUGCAUCGAGUUUAAAGAACCAUGUAGAAACAUCCAGAAAAACAGGAGUGCUAAAUUUAUCAGAUAGUAAUCUAAAACAUUAUCCAGAUACCAUUGAUGUACUUCACCCUUUCUUAAGAACUCUGGAUUUAUCUAAAAACAAAUUGAAAAUGUUGCCAAAGUCUGUUGGACAAUUCAAGGAAUUAAAAAUUAUUAAUGUUAGCAACAAUGCUUUAGAAAAUCUACCUGAAGAACUAAACUGCUUAUCAAAGAUCGACACGUUACAGGUUAAUUGUAAUUUACUGAAGUCAAUACCACCACUAAACAAUUUAUUAUUUCUAAAACGUGCUUCAUUUGAAGAUAAUCAACUCAAUGUAUUUCCAAAUUUUUUAUGUGAAUUAAAACAUUUGGAAGAGUUGAAUUUAUCCAAGAAUAAUAUUACUCAAAUACCCGAAUUGAUUAAACACUCUAGAUUAGUUGAACUUAAUCUUAAUCAAAAUCAAAUAAGAAAAUUACCAGCUGAAUUAGCUGAAUGUUCCAGAUUAAAGACUCUGCGUGUCGAAGAAAAUUGCUUAGAAUUAAAUGGCAUUCCAAAAGAAUUAUUAACAGUAUCUAAAGUGUCAUUGUUAUGUGUCGAAGGGAAUUUAUUUGAUAUGAAAUCUUUAUUAGCAUUAGAAGAAUAUAAUAUAUACAUGACUAGAUUUACGGAUGUGAAAAAAAAAAUGUUCUAGGUGUACCUAUUGUUUAUUUUCUAAAAUCAUAUAAAUAAUAUAUUUUAACCAGGUAUGGCACUAUUUAUAUAUUCUAUUAUUUUUUAAAUCUAUUUUUAGUUAUUGUAUAUCAAUGCACAUUAAUGUAUGAAAUUAAUUACUUUUUAUUUUAAAACUGAAAGUAAAUAAUUAUGUAUAAAAGUUACUUUGUCAACAAUGAUUCUAAUAUUUGUGAAUUGUAAAUUAUUUUGAAUUUUACCUAUUAAUUUGAUCUUAAAUCAAAUUAAAUAAUGUACAUAUGCAUAACUUUUUAUACAUCUUCCCUGUCAUUUACAUUUCACUUACCCAUCUUCUU
This is a messenger RNA of Cinara cedri, 1198 nucleotides long. NCBI's taxonomy places the organism in Eukaryota, Metazoa, Arthropoda, Insecta, Hemiptera, Aphididae. The record is from the annotation of a GenBank genome assembly.